GCCUCUACCCAGGGAAAGUGUUGUUUGGCCCUCAGCCUCCAUGUGCAGACAGAGCUCCGAAGAGUGACAGGACAAACAUGUCUCGGAUACUGAUCGUAGGAGCCGGUCUGACAGGGAGCCUGUGUGUUCACCUCCUGAGGAGGGAAGGGGCCGGCCGGCUGCAGCUGGCAGUGUGGGAUAAAGCCCGGGGAGCAGGAGGGCGCAUGUCCACCAGCCGUUGUCCUUCAGACCCGAAGUGCACAGUUGACCUGGGAGCCCAGUACAUUACUGUCACCCCGGACUAUGCUCAGAAGCACAAACUGUUUCAUGAUGAGCUAGUGGCAAUGGGAAUCCUAAAACCAUACAAUGCGUUAGUAGAAGGAAUAGUGAUGAAAGAUGGAUCUUAUAACCUGGUGACUCCACAUGGAGUGUCUUCUAUUGUCAAACACUACCUCAGCCAGUCAGCAGGUGCUGAUGUCUGCUAUGAGCGUCAUGUUACCCAGAUAAACCUUAGAGAUGGGAAAUGGGAAGUGUCCUGCAAAUCUGGAUCCCCUGAAACCUUCGAUGUUGUUGUUCUCACCAUGCCAGUCCCACAGAUAUUGCAGCUAGAAGGCGAUAUUGGAAAAUUAAUAAAUGAAAACCAGCGGCGGCAACUGGAAACUGUGAGCUACUCCUCCCGUUAUGCCCUGGGACUCUUUUAUGAAGCUGGCACACAGAUUGACGUCCCCUGGGCAGCCAAGUACAUCACCGAUAAUCCCUGCAUACGCUUCAUCUCCAUUGAUGAUAAGAAACGCAAUGUAGAGUCUUCAGAUAUUGGCCCAUCACUUGUAGUGCACACUAGUGUACCAUUUGGAGUAAAGCACUUGGAACACAAAAAAGAUGAAGUGCAACACGUGAUCUUAAAACAUCUUGAUACAAUGCUACCAAAUCUUCCUAAACCAAAGAGCAUCAAGUGUCAGAAAUGGAGAUACUCACAAGUUACAGAGGCCUUUCCGGAUUGUCCAGGUCAGAUAACUCUGCACAGCGAGCCCUUCCUGCUAUGUGGUGGCGAUGGAUUUACACACUCAAACUUUGAUGGAUGUACAGAAUCCGCUGUACGAAUUGUAGAAACUUUAGCCUCUUGUUUAAAAAAUUGACCAGACAUAUUUUUAUGAGUAGGCAUUAUGCAGUUGUGCUCUGUCUUUACAUUUAUUGGUUAGAGUGGAUCUAAAUGGAUACUUUUAUUGAAGGGACAGCUAGUAACCUUAACAGGACUGAAUACACCUUUCCUUGUUUGUCAUGGAAUUGGGAAUCUGGUUUAUUAUCGAUUGUAUGUGCUUGCGAUGAUGCAGAAGUAAAAUAUAUUGUUUUUUCAUA
Messenger RNA from Rana temporaria (common frog), 1335 nucleotides. It is a transcript of the gene RNLS, whose product is annotated as renalase, FAD dependent amine oxidase. The transcript is spliced from 7 exons. Gene Ontology annotation, cellular component: extracellular region. The record is from RefSeq and is a predicted model, not a curated record. The coding region runs from base 78 to 1115 and encodes 345 amino acids. NCBI's taxonomy places the organism in Eukaryota, Metazoa, Chordata, Amphibia, Anura, Ranidae. Gene Ontology annotation, molecular function: oxidoreductase activity, acting on NAD(P)H.